UGUGGAGCGGUGUACCCCAAGAUGUAAGUCUAAUACAUCUUGGGUGUACCCAAUAUAACCAGUCGCCUUCAGCUGCCGAGUGUGGCGCCAAGCUCAAGAUGUCAACACAUCACCCACAGGAUACUGAACAGUGAAGAUUGAAGAGGUGGAGUGGCGUUGUGUGUCGUGCGGCGGUGUGUUGCAGGUGUGGACUGAGAGCGUCACAACAGCAUGAAGUCACCAUUGCUACUAUUACUACCACUACUACCACUGCUAGUGUCACCUGUGGAAGCUGCCGACCUCUCCCAGCACCACUACGACCUGGGGGACUGGACGGCUAUAGUGGUGUUGACGGGUUUGGCAGUCGUAGGGUUCUUGGCUUGUGUGGGUGCAUGUGUCAGGCGGCGGAGACGGGAGAUCCUGCAGUAUUGAGAAUGUUAGGCAGCCGUUACACAGUGGUGGAUGGUGGGCUGGCUUCCACACUGCAGGCUGGUGGAUAUGAGGUGGAUGGGGACCCGUUGUGGAGUGCACGGCUGCUGGCAACACACCCACAUGCCAUUAAGAAGGUGCACACAGCAUUCCUGGAGGCAGGGGCAGAGGUGCUGGUGUGUGGCAGUUACCAGGCUAGUGUGUCAGGCUUCCAGCAGCACCUCAGUACCACGCGGGAGGAAGCCUUGGCACUCAUUGGGCGCUCCGCCACGCUGGCGCUUGACGCUGUGCAGGAGUUUGAGAAGGGAGAGAGGGGAGAUCACCCCAAGGUCGUGGCAGGGUCAGUGGGGCCCUAUGGAGCAUGCCAGGCUGAUGGGUCAGAGUACACAGGGUCAUACAUCCCCUCUAUGACCCAAAGUGACCUCAUGACCUGGCACCGGCCUCGCUUGGAGGCACUGGCAGGGGCGGGGCUGCGGGUUGUGGCACUGGAGACCUUGCCGGCACUGUCUGAGGCCCUGGCACUUCUGGGGCUUUUGCGAGAGUUUCCAGACCUGAAGGCUUGGGUCACCUUCUCGUGUAAGGAUGCAAAACACACAAGUUAUGGAGACCAUUUUGGUGAGGCAGUGAAGGCGUGUUAUGAGCAAGGCAGAGACCAGUUGAUAGCUGUAGGUGUCAACUGCUCUCCCCCCCAUCUUAUCACCCCACUGCUCCAGGAGGCUAGCCAGCUCCUCCCCUCCCCCAAGAUUCUCCCCAGGGUUGUGUAUCCAAACUCAGGGGAGGAAUGGGUGGCUGGGAAAGGGUGGAAGGCAAGAGGAGAUGAGAUCUCAUGGCCCUUCCUGGAUGAGGUGGGGGUGUGGGCAGAGAUGGGGGCACAGCUGGUGGGAGGCUGCUGUCGGCUGGGACCUGUUGACAUAGCUAACAUUGCUGGUGUGUUGAGGAGCCUACCUGAUCCAUAAGGCAGCUCACUAUAUGACACCUGUAUUGUAAUGCACUUGAACUCUUUACUUAUUGAGAGAGAGAGAGAGAGAGAGAGAGAGAGAGAGAGAGAGAGAGAGAGAGAGAGAGAGUUGGGAAGAGAAGGGAGUCUUAAUUCUGCAUAGAACUGUGUGGGUGUAGAGAGACAGGAUAUAUGCGGAACAAGUGGAUUUUAAAUUGUUUUCCUGGUGUUAAGAGAAAUAAAGGACAGAAAAAGGAAA
Molecule: messenger RNA, 1604 nt
Organism: Portunus trituberculatus (swimming crab)
Lineage: Eukaryota; Metazoa; Arthropoda; Malacostraca; Decapoda; Portunidae
Product: homocysteine S-methyltransferase 4-like
Exons: 7
Coding region: 372-1364 (330 amino acids)
Biological process (GO): S-methylmethionine cycle
Molecular function (GO): zinc ion binding; S-adenosylmethionine-homocysteine S-methyltransferase activity
Source: RefSeq, a predicted model, not a curated record